Monosiga brevicollis MX1 is the source of this 731-nucleotide messenger RNA. RefSeq lists its product as uncharacterized. Gene Ontology annotation, biological process: peptidoglycan catabolic process; signal transduction; cell wall macromolecule catabolic process. Gene Ontology annotation, molecular function: lysozyme activity. The transcript is spliced from 4 exons. The record is from RefSeq and is a predicted model, not a curated record. NCBI's taxonomy places the organism in Eukaryota, Choanoflagellata, Craspedida, Salpingoecidae. The coding region runs from base 18 to 731 and encodes 237 amino acids.
GGAAGGAGCCUUGAAUCAUGGUGUGCCGCGUUGCUGCUCUUCUGUGUGCCGUGCUGGUGGCAGUCAGUGCCUACAGCGGCGUUGACGUCUCUCAGGCUACCCUUGAGAGUCAUUGGAAGUGCCUCAAGGAAAAUGGCUAUCACUUUGCCGUGAUCCGCUGCUACGAGUCCGUGGGCCGAGUAGACUCCAACUGCCCCCACACCAUCUACAAUGCUUGGGAUGGUGGCAUGUCCCAUGUCGACAUCUACAUGUUCCCGGAUCCCCGCGCCAACAAUCCCGAGAGCCAAAUGUCAUCCAUGGUCGAGUUUUUGAAGAAAUACAGCAUUACCUCUGGUGGCAAGAAGCCUGGAUCCUUUGGUAUGGUGUGGCUCGACAUUGAGGGCUCCCAGUAUUGGUCCAGCGACAAGGAAACGAACCGCAAGUUCUUUGAUGGCCUCGUGAGCGAGGGCAAGAAACACGGCCUCAAGCUGGGCGUCUACACCUCAGAGUCCCAAUGGUCCCCCAUCAUGGGCGACUGGUCGGGUGGCUCCUCGCUGCCGCUGUGGUAUGCCCACUACGACGGUCGCCCCUCCUUCAGCGACUUUCGUUCCUUUGGUGGUUGGAAGAAGCCCGCCAUCAAGCAAUACAACGGUGACAAGACCAUCUGUGGUGCCGGUGUCGAUGUCAACUGGUAUCCCGACAGCGAAAAGCUUCCCAUGGCCACCAUGGCCAACCUCUCCGUGCACUUGUAA